AUGCUUGUGAAAGCGGCGGCGGUGAAGACACAGGCCCGUCGGGUCUUGUCCCGGCCAAAAACCGUGCUGCCGGCGGUCCUUGUUCUUUUCGUGCUGUGCCUAUUGGGGUUGUUGCGUCACAAUGGCCAGUUGAAUCAGAGUCCAGCGUUCCUGGAGAGCAACCACUUCCUCGAGCGGGUUCCCGGCGAACGCCGUCUUAAGGAACUGCAAGCACAAAGGGCAACGUUUGAAAAGGAGUACCAUCAGCUCAAGAAUCGACCCGGCUACAAGGCCAUCUACGGGAAUACCCUCGAGUCUCUUGUCGAUCAAGAAACGAGAAAGCCCUCGCAAGAGGAGCAACUCAACCCAGACUCUAACACGACGGUCACCUUCAGCAAGGCUCAGCCUGUCACAUUUAACCCAUAUCCGAACUACAACAGCCCCGAGUGGAAAGCGCACCACGCGACCUAUGUGCCGUGCAUCGGUGCGACGGGGAGGGAGGUUGAAGAUAUCCGCGUGUUCAAGGGCCGCCCGCAGAACUUCCCCAACCCCGGCUUUGGAAGCUACAACGUCCUAGGGCUCGACCGGAAUUUGUGCUUCGAGCGGGAGACCCGGAUGGGGCAGUAUGGGAUGUCACCGGUGGUGACGGCUGACGGCGCAGAGAUAAAUUGGGAGAAUGUCAACUGGGGCGACCUCCAGGAUCGCUGCCUCGAGAGGAAUCGCGCUCGCUUUGCCCCGGAUGGCCCGGAAAACGAAUACGUCGCCACGGAUGGGAGCGGCUCCACCGAUUCGAAGCGAGACGCCGGCAGCAAUGAGGAUACCGAAAACGAGCACAUCAUGCACACUGUUAGGCGGUUCUGGCGCAAGCGGGGUUCUCAGCGGAGGUCGGACAAGCCGGUCGUCAAUUCCAAGCGGCCGUCUAACGCGACGCACAAGUUGGAGCCGAGGACUGCGCUGCUCCUCCGCAGCUUCUCUGGGAAGGAAUACACCGACAACGACAAGGAGGUCAUUCGGUCGCUCGUCACCGAAUUGAACCUCCGGACCGGCGGCGAAUUCGAGGUUUUCUUGUUUGUGCACAUCAAGGACGAACACCGCCAGAUCUGGACCGACGAUGCGUACAACAAGGCACUCGAGGAGCACGUCCCUGCCGAGUUCAGGAGCAUGUCGGUCCUCUGGAACGAACCCGCUGUCAACAGCAUGUACACCAACCUGACCACCAAGGCCCGCAAGGUGCACCACGGGCAGUUCCUGCCGGUCCAGAUGUUCAUGCAAGAAUUCCGAGAAUUCGAGUUCGUCUGGAACUGGGAAAUGGACUCCCGCAUCAUUGGGCACAACUACGAUGUCCUCUCCAAACUGGCCGACUUUGGUCGGAAGCAACCACGGAAGGGGCUCUGGGAGCGCAACGAGCGGUUUUACAUUCCCUCCUUCCACGGCAACUUUGACACACAGUUCCGCGCCUCGGUGGAGCGGACUGUCGGCACCGAGACGGUUUGGGGCGCGCCCAAGGUUCCAGUCGUCAGCCCCCUCGGCCCCGCACCCCCCGUCGCCAACCCCCAGGACGAUGAUUACACGUGGGGCGUGGGUGAGGAGGCAGAUUUGAUCGAGCUUUCUCCCAUGUUCAACCCAGUCAACAGCGGUUGGGUCAUGCGUAACUCGGUCUGGGGCUAUCGCUCGGAUUCAUUCCCCUGGGGGAGGCUUCCUCGCCGCGCCACCAUCAUCACACAGUCCAGGCUCUCGAGACGGCUCAUCGAUGCCAUGCACUACGAGGACCUACGAGGCAACCACGUCACUUCCGAGAUGGUGGCCCCGACGGCAGCGCUUCUCCACGGCUUCAAGGGGGUGUACGCCCCAAUGCCUGUCUUUUUCGACCGUGCGUGGAAGGGUUCUCAGCUUGCCAAGUGGUUCAACGGUGGGCCCAAGGGACAGAGCGGCAGCUUCGGCAGCUCCAUGGCGUGGGGACAAGAGGGGCGGUACAUGGGCGCCACCUGGUACUUCCGCGCCUAUCCCCCGCAGCGGCUGUACAACAACUGGGUCGGCUACGAGGAUACCGGAAUCGGCGGCAGCGAGUGGGAAGCCGAGCACGGCCGCCCGUGUCUCCCGUCCAUGAUCCUGCAUCCCAUCAAGGAGAUCAGGCCGACUGAGAAGGGCUACGAGACCGAUUCCAGAUUGACGUACGACUGA
Molecule: messenger RNA, 2160 nt
Organism: Chaetomium globosum CBS 148.51
Lineage: Eukaryota; Fungi; Ascomycota; Sordariomycetes; Sordariales; Chaetomiaceae
Exons: 3
Coding region: 1-2160 (719 amino acids)
Source: RefSeq, a predicted model, not a curated record